Molecule: messenger RNA, 447 nt
Organism: Closterium sp. Naga37s-1
Lineage: Eukaryota; Viridiplantae; Streptophyta; Zygnematophyceae; Desmidiales; Closteriaceae
Source: the annotation of a GenBank genome assembly
AUGCCCCUUCAUCUUCUUCCCCCUCACCCAACCUUCCCCCGUCACUCUUCUCUUUCCUCCGCCGACUCCCUCUCCUUCCCACUCCCUCCGUUCCCCUUCGCACCCCUCCCCUCCUCCACUCUCUCCCCCCCCACCCCCCCCCCUUCCUCCCCCCCUCCCCCUCCGCCCCUUCCCCUCUUUCCUCUCUCCCCUCCCUUCCCCCCCCCAUCCCACGCCCACUUCCCCUCCCCCUUCCCGCCGCGCUCCCCCCCCAACACAGGUUGGCAAGGACAAGCGCGCACUGAAGUUGGCGAAGCGGAAGCUGGCACCCACCGCCGCGCCAAGGUCGGCAAGGACAAGCGCGCGCUGAAGCUGGCGAAGCGGAAGCUGGGCACCCACCGCCGCGCCAAGGUGAAGCGCGAGGAGAUGCAGACUGCUCUCCGCAAGAUGAGGUCCGCCGCCAAGUAA